AUGGAUCCGCUUUCCGUGUCCGCCAGCAUUAUCGCUGUCGCAACAUUGGCCGGUCAAGUCUGUACGGUCAUUGCCGAGUUGCGGUCCAUCUGCAAGAGCCUGCCGGGCAGGCUCCAUGCUGUGAAUAAUGAGGUUGCUGAUCUCGAACUCGUCCUCUCGCAGAUGUCCUUGAUCAUAAGGAACCGAUCUUGCCUAGCGGAAUCCAAUGCCUCCACAAUCCCGCAUCUCUUGCUACAAGCAAGGGCAAAGCUGAGUGAGAUAGAGGCCAUCGUCCGGCGGCUGACCGCCAUCAAUGCGAGUUCGAGGUACCCUCUCGCGGGCGCCAGCGCAUGGCGAAAAGAGCAGGGCGCGUUGCAGAUAUUGCAAGGGGAUCUUCGAACUAUCAAAUGCAGCUUGAAUAUCAUGCUUGGUGCAUCCAACUCGCAGGACAUGAUGAGAAUUCGUUUGGAUAUUCAGACCAUCUCGUCCGUCACGGCCAAGUCCUCCCAAGAGCAACUCGUGAUUAGUGACAAGUUUCUGACCACUCUCGCCGGUGUUGACGAUCGCAUUGCCAGGGUUGAGGAUAUACUUCAAAAGCAGUCUGAACAGCUGCAGGCAAGCCAGCUUAUUCAAGGCCAGUCGACCUACAGCGAGCCUGCAACCCAGGCUCCCCGUUUUCAACCUACAGGUCGCCAUAUACUAGCAUCAUCUGACAAGGAGGACGACUUCGGUGUCCGCGUGACUCCAUACCUGGCUGGUUGCGCGUCCAGCUGUCGAUGCUCGUGCCAUUGUUCUCAAAAAUCGUCGACCCCAAGCAUCCUCAACGGCCUGAUCGGUCGCCUAUUCAUCGGAUAUGCCGGACUGUCCAUAAUCAGCUCAAAGCCAAUUGCUGCAAACGACAACAGUCCUCGUAUGAAAGCCUGUCACUUCUUACUCGAAGGUGGUCUUGCCGAUACUGCAGUCGAUGCUCUUAGAGCCAUUACCAAAGGCAGCGAGUACCUACGCGAUUUCAUCGACGACUCAAAUUUCACGCAAGCCCAUCGAAUUGUACUUGGUUUAUCGAUGCAGAAUCUCGAGAAGAGCCUUCUCCUUAGCCCUCAAGACGUCAAUCAGCAGGAUGCUAUGGGGCGUACAGCUUUGGCCUGGGCCGCUGCCCGUGGGGACGCCCGUUCCGUCGUCACUCUAUUGAGCACGGUGCGGACCCAAACAUCACAGACGUACAACUUGCAGUUUCUCUUGGAUGCUGGCGCGGAUCCUGACCCGGUGGCUCCUGAUGGUGUCAAGAGAGGCAGCCCGCUGAACGUUGCUGCAAGAAAUGCCAAGGACCCCUUGCUGGUCAAGAAGCUGCUGGACUUUGGUGCGCACGUAGACCAGAGUUCGGUGGAUGGCAAAACGGCUCUGAUUCACGCGGCAAAGAAUAACAACGCAAGCUUGACGAUGCUGCUACUCGAACAUGGCGCCAAAGUGAAUGCCACGUCGAUUAGUGGAGAUACGCCAUUGACUACAGCAAUCACCCAUAACAGCCACGGGGGUGCCGAAUUUGCUAAAAGUAUCGGCACUCUAUGCCGAUUGCGACACAAUGCGGAUCUGGCAAAUACUGAGCAUUUUCGGUCGCGAAAAGACAAGCGAUAUACGUUGGGAGACUUUAAAGAUAAUCUCCGGCAGCGACCAGACGUGACAGACAAGCUCGUUCUGGCGUUCGACGAGCUGUUGAGCAUCUUCAACGAGGCACCUGUACCGGGACAAGACCCGGAGGGUCUUCUGGACGCUGGCUUCUUCAAGAGCCUGUCGCGCAAAUUGAAAUUUGAUGAAGGUUUCGCCCGCGAGACUUGCAGUGACGAGGAGUCGGACGACAGCUUUCAUGAUGCACAAGACUACGUACAGGUGGGUCAUGCAGAAAGGAGCAGAGCCGAAUCUCGUGUCUAUAUAGCCUUUGGCCUCGCCAUCAAAGCCGCCAGAGCGCUGAUCACGGGGAAGAAGAAUGGUCUCUCCCUUCACGAACAUGUGGCCUACGCGGGCAUACGCGACUACCAAUCUGGGCUGUCAGCGGUUGCUAUACAGAACCUGCUGCCGUUGACAUCCAAGGUAUGCUUGAGAUUCGCCAAGAAGCAUGCACUCCCCUUCGAGACCGUAAGCCUUCCAGAUGCCACCAUUGCACUUCGAAUUGGGCCGCCCAACGCCAAGAAGGCUGUUGUCUUCUUCCAUGGCGGCGGCUACAUGGCACCUGCGCUCAGCGAGCAUGCCUCUUUUGCAACUGGCUACGGCACAUGCACGACUCCAGACGUCGCAGUCUAUGUCCUGCAGUAUGGCCUGGCAUCAGAGACGGCCAACCAUUACCCUCGCCAGCUCCAGCAAGCCGUCCAUCUAAUGAGGCACCUCCUCGUGACGCAACAGAUGUCGCCGGGGUCCAUCACCUUGGUUGGAGAUUCAGCAGGCGCCCAUCUCCUGCUCGGCCUGCUCCUGCACCUGACCCACCCAAAUCCGCUGGUUCCGCAGCUAAAAUUGGACAGCCCUCUGUCGGGCGCGGUUCUGGUCUCGCCGUGGGUGCGGCUGCAAUCAACGGCAGGGUCUCUCAACGCAAACGGACAGAAGGACGUCUUGAGCGCUGCCUCGCUUGCAUACUGGGCCAAGAACUUCCUGGGGGACAGGGAGCUGCUCUUCGACGAUGCACAGGAGGUCUGCGAUGUCCUGCGACGACACUACGCCGACACAACAGCGCUGAAGUUCGAGGGCGAGCUCCACGGACACAUGAUCAUGAACCGCUUCCUCUACAUCCGAGCACCUUGCGAGUCGGAGAAGGCGUACGUGAAGUGGCUGGAUGACCAUCUCAACCAACAAUCUUACACGUUAGAUUAG
Messenger RNA from Anthostomella pinea, 2835 nucleotides. NCBI's taxonomy places the organism in Eukaryota, Fungi, Ascomycota, Sordariomycetes, Xylariales, Xylariaceae. The record is from the annotation of a GenBank genome assembly.